Messenger RNA from Oreochromis aureus, 3103 nucleotides. RefSeq lists its product as uncharacterized. The transcript has 4 exons. NCBI's taxonomy places the organism in Eukaryota, Metazoa, Chordata, Actinopteri, Cichliformes, Cichlidae. Gene Ontology annotation, molecular function: zinc ion binding; nucleic acid binding. Bases 737 to 3103 code for a protein of 788 amino acids. The record is from RefSeq and is a predicted model, not a curated record.
GAACAGAGUGGCGGAUUUGGAGCAGUACACCCGGAUAAACGAUGUCAUCAUCACGGGGCUUCGCAUCAAACCCCGGUCAUACGCCCGGGCGGUCGCCGCUGACAAUGUAGGAGGGCCAGGAGAGGAAGAUGUCAACUCCACGGAGCUUCAAGUGGUUACCUUUCUACGGUCCAAAGGUGUGGAAGUGGAUUAUAACAACAUUGAGGCUUACCAUCCUCUACCCCGAAAAAAUGACAGUGACAAACCAGCCAUCAUUGUGAGAUUUGCUAACAGUGUAACGGCGGAUGUGUAAAGCUCGCUCAUGUACACGUAAUAUAACGUUUGUGCUUUUAUUUUGGUAACUUCCUGUGUGACCGGAAGUGAAUGUUGCUAACGGUAACUAGCUUGAUGUACAAAAAAGACGGAAGAAAACGGAAAACUAAUGCUAACGGAGAAAAGGGAGAGAAAGACACGGUUAAAUUGUAUAAAAUGAAUGGUUCUAGCUACAGUCGACAGGGGAACAAGCUCUUACGUUGGUUCGUUGUCUGAUACACGGCAAGGAAUAAUAAAGGUCAUUCAACAACCAUCAGUUCUGGCCUUCUCAGUUCGACUGGAUGCUACAGUAAGAGCUUGACCGCCGCCAUUUUGCUACACCACGAAGGCUCAAGGUUUAACGACAAUUCCCACGACGUCCAGCAGAUGGCAGAUGCAGGUCAGAGAAUAAAACGGUGAAAGGCAUAAGGAAAAUAAAGUUAAAAUGGAGGAUUCAGAAGAAGACAUUAACGAACAGUUUGCAAACAAAGAAAAAAUAUUAAAUGAGCUGCAAGAUAAAGCUCAAAGUGACUCCGCGAUUCCAAGGCGUUCAGAAAGAGCUAAGGUGCCAACAGAAAAAAUGCUAACUUAUCAGAGGGAAGAGAUAAGUAAAAAAGAAAAAAGACUAUUAACUCUUUAUGAACAAUGGAAAAUACGAGUGCGAGAAACAAGAGAAAGAUUAAAGUUGGACAUUUCAGAGAAAGAAAUGGCAGAUCUUGCAGAUGAUGUAGAGCAAAGAAAAGAUGAACUGCUAAAGUUGUACACUGAAAUGAGAAGUCACAUUGCACCUUCAUCAGACAUACGAAGAAAAACCGAUGCAUGUGAAGCAGUUACUCAUGACAUCGUGAAAGUCAUCCUGGAAAGAAUAAGCGGUGUAGAUGGAGAUUUUGAUGCAGAAUAUGAAAGAAAACGUCUACGGAGACUAUUAGAACAUGAUUAUGCCCAAUCCAUCUAUGGUUCAACUGCAGCAUCGAAACGUAGCCAACUGUCUUCAGCCUCACAUCUUGCUUCAAAACGAGCAGAUGCAGCAGCAGAACUAGCAGCAAAAGAAGCGGAGUACAAGAUUGUACAAGAGGAACAAAGACAAAAGGAAAAGAUAAAGGCUCUAGAAGAGGAGCAUAAGAAACAAAUGGCAGUUCAAACAUUAGCGUUGGAACGCCUGAAAGCCGAAAGGGAGGUGGAAGCCGCUCGCGCCAGGUUGGACGUCUACAACAGAGAGUUAUCGCAACUUGAUGAUGCAUAUUCAGUAAAGACGGAAAAGGUGAACCCAGAGCAUACACCCAAACACACUGUACCAUCAUGCACCAUACUGGCGACAACAGCCCCUCCUAGUGUCAGCCAGCUUGCACAGGCGGUACAAGACAGCAUAAGAAUAAAUAGACUCCCCACGCCAGAACCAACAAUGUUUAGUGGUGAGCCAAUAAAAUUUAUUGAAUGGAAAUCCACUUUCAUGUCACUUAUUAAACAAACUGGCAUGUCAGCAGCAGAUAAACUGUACUAUCUAAAAAGGUAUGUAACUGGCUCAGCUCGCAAGUGUCUUGAAGGGACUUUCUUCAGAAAUGAUGAAGAAGCGUAUAACGACGCUUGGACAAAGUUAAACCAAAGGUAUGGCCAGCCAUUUGUGCUACAAAGGGCAUUUAGAGAGAAGUUAUCUGGUUGGCCUAAAAUACAGUCGAGAGAUGCUGAUGGGCUAAGGAACUUUGCUGAUUUUGUGAAUGCAUGCACACUUGCCAUGCCUCAUGUGAAAGGACUACAAAUACUCAAUGACUGUGAAGAAAAUCAGAAACUGUUGCAUAAACUGCCAGACUGGAUAAACACAAGAUGGAAUAGGCAUGUAACAAAGAUACUCAUGGACGGUGGUGAAUUCCCCAGCUUCAGUGAAUUUGCCUCCUUUCUCUCACUUGAAGCAGAAGUAGCAUGCAACCCAGUCACUUCCAUACAUGCACUUCGGUCUACGGAAACGAAUGAUGACAAAAGAAACACAAGAGAAGUCAAAAGAAACAAGGCAAGUGUAUUCAACAUUAACACAACUGAACGAGAUGCAAAGACUAAAAUACACAACAGUUCUUCAUGCACACUGUGCCAAGAGUUGCAUCCACUUAUAAAAUGCCCAAACUUCCUGCAAAUGACCCUGGAAAUGAAAAGGAAACAUGUAAAGGAUAAUAAACAUUGUUAUGGUUGUUUAAAGCAAGGUCAUAGUGCUAAGGACUGCAAACGGCGCCUCACUUGUGAAACAUGCACCAAGAGACACCCGACCUGUCUUCACGAUGAGAACUACAGCACUAGUCUGCAAAGAGAAAGGCAAGAUCAAGUAAGUAUGGACAACGCAACACAAGGGAACUCACCCGAAAGUGCAACAGCCAUGGCGUUAAAUGUCGCUAGAGCAGAACACACAGUCAGUACCUCCAUGAUAGUCCUAUGGGUCUCAACGGCUGCUAAUCCACAAAGGGAAAAACUAGUCUAUGCGCUACUAGACACACAGACCAAAGAGAACAGCUCCAAGUACCCCGUAGCGGCACAGUUUAUAACCAGAGACUUCUAUGUCGAUAACGGGGUAACAAGCGUUGAGACAGUGAAAGACGCUGUACAACUCACAAGAGAAGCACCUGUAAAGGACCAACCCCCGACCAGACGCAGCAUCCUGUCCACAGUCGCAGCAAUAUUUGACCCCCUGGGUUUCAUUGCUCCGUACGUUCUCAACGGCAAAAGAAUCCUACAGGAAAUGUGCCGCCAAGGUACAGACUGGGAUGAUCCACUCCUGAACAUCUCAACCCGCAAUGGCAGUGCUGGAAAGAAGAUCUGCACAACUUGA